AUGGCUCCUCAACCAGCACCUUCCGAGUCUCCUGGCGCAUUGCCGCUGACGACCAACAUGACAGCGACAUCUCUUUCUAGUGGUGGCAACAGCUGUUUGGACGAGCAAAUUGAAAGACUCAAGCGCUGCGAGUACUUGAGAGAGGGCGAAGUCAAGGCACUUUGUCUCCGAGCAAGAGAGAUCUUGGUUGACGAGAGCAAUGUUCAGAGAGUAGAUGCUCCUGUCACUAUAUGUGGUGACAUUCAUGGCCAGUUCUAUGAUUUGGUAGAGCUGUUCAAGGUUGGUGGAGAAUGCCCUGAUAAGAACUAUCUGUUUCUGGGUGAUUUUGUCGACAGAGGAUAUUAUUCGGUGGAAACAUUCCUCUUGCUUUUGGCGUUAAAAGUGAGAUACCCCGACCGAAUCACCUUGAUCAGGGGGAAUCAUGAAAGCCGACAAAUCACACAGGUCUACGGUUUCUAUGAUGAGUGCCUAAGAAAGUACGGAUCGGUCAACGUAUGGAGAUACUGCACUGAAAUCUUUGACUACCUGAGUCUCAGCGCCAUUAUCGAGGAUAAGAUCUUUACCGUUCAUGGAGGGCUGAGCCCCAGCAUCAAUACACUGGAUCAGAUUCGAGUCAUUGACCGCAAACAGGAAGUUCCCCAUGAUGGAGCCAUGUGUGAUCUCAUGUGGAGUGAUCCAGAAGAAAUUGACGGGUGGGGGCUUUCUCCAAGGGGAGCUGGAUAUUUGUUUGGCGGUGAUAUUGUAUCCAUGUUCAACGAACGUAACGAUCUUGAUUUGAUUGCCCGGGCCCAUCAAUUGGUCAUGGAAGGACAUCGUAGUAUGUUCAAUGAUGCCCUGGUGACGGUGUGGAGUGCCCCCAACUAUUGUUACCGUUGCGGCAACGUGGCAGCCAUUCUCGAACUGGAUGAAAAUUUGGAAAGAAGUUUCAAGAUCUUUGACGCGGCACCACAGGAGGCACGAGGGGUGCCCAUAAAGAACCCUCCUCCGGACUACUUCUUGUAACACCGUACCACAUCAGUGAAUUAAAAAUGGCUGUGAAGUAGUAAUCGUACAAAAUCAUUAGCUAGUAGUGUCUUUGUUAUCGU
Seminavis robusta is the source of this 1085-nucleotide messenger RNA. Lineage: Eukaryota; Bacillariophyta; Bacillariophyceae; Naviculales; Naviculaceae. The record is from the annotation of a GenBank genome assembly.